Messenger RNA from Tarenaya hassleriana, 2375 nucleotides. Its product is annotated as pentatricopeptide repeat-containing protein At2g29760, chloroplastic. Gene Ontology annotation, biological process: RNA modification. The record is from RefSeq and is a predicted model, not a curated record. The coding region runs from base 94 to 2319 and encodes 741 amino acids. NCBI's taxonomy places the organism in Eukaryota, Viridiplantae, Streptophyta, Magnoliopsida, Brassicales, Cleomaceae. The transcript has a single exon. Gene Ontology annotation, molecular function: RNA binding; zinc ion binding; protein binding.
CAAAAUUACCGGGAAAUAUAUAUAUAAUAUGGAUAUCGUAUUCGUGUAUCGUCGUCUUUAGGUGGAAGGGAGAGUGGAUCGACAAAAUUUCCCAUGGCGAGCUUCUCCGCAGCCCAGCCUCUCUCCCUUCCACGUCAGCCCAUUCUCUCCAACUCCAACCCGAACCGCCCAAGCUCCAUUAACGAACAUUCCCGCCAGACUCUGUCUUUCAUCGACCGAUGUACGGACAUCACACACCUGAAGCAAAUCCAUGCCCACAUGAUCCGUACGGGUUUGUUCUUCGAACCCUUCUCCGCUAGCAAAUUGUUCGCCUCCGUCGCACUCGGUCCUUUCUCGAGUCUCGAUUACGCCCGCAAGGUGUUCGAUGAAAUUACUCACCCGAAUUCUUACUCUUGGAACACGCUUAUCCGCGCUUAUGCUUCGAGAUCAGAUCCUGUUCAGAGCAUCUCUGUGUUUGUGGAUAUGGUUUCAGAGAGCCCUUGUCGCCCCAAUAAAUUCACUUUCCCUUUCGCGAUCAAAGCUGCUGCGGAUGGUUCGAUCUUGCCUGUGGGUCGAGCUUUCCACGGGAUGGUGAUUAAGUCAUCGCUUGCGAAUGAUGUUUUUGUUGCAAACUCCUUGAUACACUGUUAUUUCUCCUGUGGAGACCUCGAUUCAGCAUGUAAAGUGUUUUCCACAAGUCGAAGAAAGGAUGUGGUUUCGUGGAAUUCGAUGAUCACAGGGUUUGUGCAAAAGGGUUCUCCAGAUAAGGCAUUGGAGCUGUUUAGGGAGAUGGAGGCGGAGAAUGUCAAGGCAAGCCAUGUGACAAUGGUGGGUGUCUUGUCGGCCUGUGCCAAGAUACCAGAUUUGGAGUCUGGCAAGCGGGUUUGUUCUUAUAUCGAGGAGGCCGGGAUUAGCGUGAGCUUGACAUUGGCUAAUGCCAUGCUCGAUAUGUACGCAAAGUGCGGAAACAUGGAGGAUGCAAAACGGUUGUUCGAUACUAUGGAGGAGAAAGAUAUAGUCACAUGGACAACGAUGCUCGACGGGUAUGCUAGAUUGGAAGAUUAUGUGGCAGCUAGACAUGUUUUUGACUCUAUGCCCGUUAAGGACAUUGCCGCUUGGAAUGCUCUUAUCUCUGCUUACGGGCAGAAUGGAAAGCCUAAGGAGGCACUAGAAGUGUUUCAUGAGCUGCAGCUACAGAAUAAUGCAAAACCGAACCAAAUCACCCUGGUAAGUACUUUAUCAGCCUGUGCCCAGAUAGGGGCGAUGGAUUUAGGUGAGUGGAUCGAAGUUUACAUAAAAAAGCGGGGCAUCAGGUUAAAUUUUUACUUGGUUAGUGCACUGAUUCAUAUGUAUUCCAAAUGCGGAGAUCUGGAGAAGGCACGGGCAGUGUUUAAUUCUGUAGAGAAGAGAGAUGUAUUUGUCUGGAGCUCCAUGAUCGGUGGCUUGGCUAUGCACGGGUGUGGACGAGAAGCCAUUGAUUUGUUCUUCAGAAUGAAAGACGAGAAUGUAAAGCCAAAUGGUGUGACCUUCACCAAUGUCCUGUGCGCUUGUAGCCAUACCGGUAUGGUGGACGAGGCCAAAAGGUUUUUCGACCAAAUGGAGUCAGCUUAUGGUAUUGUCCCCGAGCACAAGCAUUACGCUUGCAUGGUAGACGUCCUCGGUCGCUCGGGUUAUCUGGAAGAAGCUGUAAAGUUCAUAGAGACAAUGCCGAUUCCUCCAAAUGCUUCUGUCUGGGGAGCCCUUCUAGGAGCUUGUAAAAUUCAUUGCAAUCUGAGCCUUGCUGAAUUGGCUUGCACCCGUUUGAUCGAACUGGAGCCUAGGAACGAUGGCGCCCACGUGCUUUUAUCCAACAUAUACGCUAAAUCCGGGAAAUGGGACGGAGUUUCUGAGCUCAGGAAGCACAUGAGAGUCACUGGACUGAAGAAAGAACCGGGGUGCAGUUCAAUUGAAGUAGAUGGCGUGGUUCACGAGUUUCUAGCCGGGGAUAACGCUCACCCGAUGUCUGAAAAGGUGUACGAGAAGCUAGACAAGGUCAUGGAUAGAUUGAAAUCGACGGGUUAUGAGCCGGAGAAGUCAGAGGUUCUUCAGAUCAUCGAGGAGGAAGAAAUGAAAGAGCAGUCUCUAAAUCUGCACAGUGAGAAGCUGGCGAUUUGUUUUGGACUGAUCUCGACCAAAGCUCCAAAGCCAAUUCGUGUAAUAAAGAACCUUAGAGUAUGUGGAGAUUGUCACUCUGUAGCUAAGCUGAUAUCUCUGCUCUAUGACAGAGAGAUUGUACUGAGGGACAGGUAUAGGUUUCACCAUUUCAGGAGAGGGCAGUGUUCUUGUAACGAUUUCUGGUGAAAAAUAAUUUGAUCCUUCCAAAGAUAUUUAUCACAUUCUCCUCUCCAAGUUUCAUU